AUGGAGACUGGCAGCUCCAAUGGCGCGCUGGCACGCUUGGCCGCCAAAGAUGCAAAAGGCUUCGCGCGGGCGGAGGCGGAAGGUCGGCCCUUCUUCCUGCCCGAGGUGCCCAUCGAUUUUCUGGCCUGGUGGCGAGACGAGGUCUUGCGCAAGCACGGGCAGCAGGCGGUGUGCUUCCUGGAGGUCUGCGGCAGCACGUCUCGCCGCGCGCUGCUGGAGGCCACGUUGGGCACCUUCGCGGAAGAGUGCGAGCGCCUGUCCGGGCGCGAGCGCUUCGCGCUUCUGCAGAGCGAGCUGCUCGCUGAGGACCCGGCGCUGGUCCAACUCUUGUGGCGGAACCUGCCGUUGCUGCCCCGAGGCGAGGAGGAGUUCUUCCAUCGGUGGCCAAGGAAGCUGGCACCGGCUUUGAUGCUUCAGCUGGCCGGCGCGGGUGCCCGCACCCAACUGCAGCGGCGCAGUUGGGCACCCCAGUGGAUCCUUUGCGCUACUGGGCGCAUGCGCCUCAAGCUGCUGCCGCCCAGGUGCCAAGAGGAGCUGAAGCCUUCCAAAGAGCCCUUCGGAGUCUUGGAUGAGGCCGGGCGCGCCAUCUUCUCGGUCUGCGACACGGAGGUCAGCGACUUGGACCUCUUCGCGGUCCGCUUCGAUAGCCAUCUGGACAUCUUCGGCCCGGACCUCCAGCAGUGGCCAGAGGCCGAUCGCCUGCUGGUGCUCGAGGUGCUGCUGCGUCCGGGGGAUGUGGCGGUUCUGCCGGCGGACUGGUGGGUCCAAUGCUACUCAGAGGAGGCUUCGUGGUCGCUGCACGGCCAGUAUUGCUCCGCCGCAGGCCUCGAGUGGACCUUGGGCACGGUGCUGGGCCAUGCCAAGGUUGGCCCAGAGGAGAUCUUCGGAUAUGCCGCGCUGCCGGCGGAAGAGAAGGUGGACGCGGUUCUGGCCGCAGCUUUGGCUGCCUCCGGUCGCGGGGAGGGCCGCCAACUGCUCAAGCGGCUGCGGGGCUUGGACCAGGAUCUUCCGGCGCCUGCGAGCCCGCAGAGGGCCUGCGCGGUGUGCGGCCGCCCUGCCACCACCAGGUGUGGGCGAUGCCGGGAGCUUGCGCUCUGCGGCGCCGAGUGCCAGCGUCGCUCCUGGCCGGAGCACCGCAAGAUUUGCGUGGCGGAGCUGCAGUCCUCCCGGCGCCAGUCCAACCAGACCGAGGUGGAUAACCUGCGGCAGCAGGUGAAAGGCUCCGAUGAGGCGCUGGCGGACGCCAUCAAGAGCAACGAGGCACUUCGAGAGCAAAUGGAGCUGCAGCGUUUGGAUGCGCAGACGGCCUGCGAGCGGGACCUGAAGAUGUGGCGGGACAAGUUCCAGCAGCACUUGGAAGAUCAGGAAGAGCAGCACCGGGUGGAGCAGGCGGAAGUGGCCAGGCGCAUCAAAGCGCUGGAGGAGGUGCUGGGCAGCAAAGCGGGCAAGAUUCAGGCCUUGCGCGAAGCCCUGGCUGAGAAGAGCAAGGCGUGGCACAUGGGGUUCCCACGAGCGCAGGGCGGUCCUGCUUUCGCGGCGAAUCUGGGGGGCUUGGGGCACGGGGUGACGCUGUCGAUGAAUCGGUUGGCGACCUUCGCGGAGCAAUGCUCAGCCUUGACAGAGGCACAGACUGCCCAGGCAGAACGCAAAAAGCACGCGGAUGAAGCCGCAAAGAUCUUGCGGGAGCGGGCGUGGCACCAGGAGAACCUCAAGAAGCACCUGGAGAUGUGGAGGCUGUUGUGCUCGUUUCCCUGCCGUUUGGUGGAUCCCAUCUCGCACGGGGCUCCUUUCGACGAGGAGUUCCUCGGGCGCCGGAUGCGGGAGAAGCAGGAAGAGUACGACGCUCUGCGGCGGAAGCAGGCGGACCUCGAGGCGCGCAAGACCCAGCUGGGCGAGGAGGCUCAGAAGCUGGAGCGGGAGAUCCAGGCGCAGGAGGCCCAAGACGCUGCGCGCGCCAUGGGGGUGGCGGACCUGCGCCGGGAGGUGGUGGCGGAGGCCGAGCGCACCAAAGCCAACCUCACGGAGGCCUUUCGGCGCGAGAUUUGCAUUUCGGGGUCGGAGUUCGGUGUUUGA
Molecule: messenger RNA, 2073 nt
Organism: Effrenium voratum
Lineage: Eukaryota; Dinophyceae; Suessiales; Symbiodiniaceae
Source: the annotation of a GenBank genome assembly